AUGUACGAGAAUACCAUUACGCACCAAGAUGAAUACAUAGCCCAGCAGUAUGAGAGCCAAGACAUGACCCGAGACCCUUCACUGGAGUCUUUUGGCAGCGCCGUCUCAAUGCAGUCCGUCUGGGGGUGUGCCACACCUGAUACCGUACUUUCGAACCAGGAUCUGCUUCAGGGGGAGCUCAGUCAGCAGGCACAGCAUAUCCCUGUUGUCAUGGGCCUCGACCAAGGCCAGUUCGCUUAUCAAAGCGGCUAUGCAAUGCAGUACAUGGAUUUCCAGGGGCAUGGCGGGACAGAAUGGACCGGCAACGUGAGCGUCGAUGCCGGAGUGGUCGCGUACCCGGGCACGCUGGACGAUGGGGGCGACGUGUACGAUCAGCAGGUAGCGGCCUCUUGGAACUAUAUUGCUCCUGACUUCCAAGCUCACUGGCCGCAGCAACAACAGUACCAUGACGUGCACGACCUUCAGGCGAAAUCAACUUCUACCAUGGACGAGCUUUGGCCCAGUGAAGCUGCCAAUGAGCCACCGGUCCAGACGGUGCAGCCGACCACCCCGGAAGAGGGACCAUCCUCCCCCAAGCGGUUGUACCGGUGCCCGUACGAAGGCUGCGACAGCGUGUUCGAUCGCUCCGCCAACCUGACGCGGCACGUCCUAAAGAGCAAAAAGCACGUCAUAGCGGACGACAGCAGCGACAAGCCCGAGAUAUUCCACUGCGGAUUCCGAAUCUGUCAACGGGCAGGGCGUGACGCCAUUCCGCGCAAGGAUCACUGCCGUGAGCACCUGCGAAAUUUUCACAAGCAGGAUCUCUACAAGCGCGGCGAGAACCUGAAGGCCGACUGGCUUGAAGAAUGCCUCAUCGACAAGACCUACUGGUACUGUAACAAAUGUCUGACGAGGAACAGCACAGUCGACGUAUCAUCUCCUUGGAGGUGCAGCCGUUGUGGAACCAAGUGCGAGCCCGAGAGGGUUGCUAUCAGGCUUCAACUGUAA
Messenger RNA from Pyricularia pennisetigena, 987 nucleotides. RefSeq lists its product as uncharacterized. The record is from RefSeq and is a predicted model, not a curated record. The coding region runs from base 1 to 987 and encodes 328 amino acids. The transcript has 2 exons. NCBI's taxonomy places the organism in Eukaryota, Fungi, Ascomycota, Sordariomycetes, Magnaporthales, Pyriculariaceae.